Molecule: messenger RNA, 627 nt
Organism: Lactuca virosa
Lineage: Eukaryota; Viridiplantae; Streptophyta; Magnoliopsida; Asterales; Asteraceae
Source: the annotation of a GenBank genome assembly
AUGCCAAAUUGGAAGACACGAAUCCCAUCAGAUUGUACCUUUUUGCCGAUUUACACAUUUACAGUUUUUACGCGCAAGAGCUUUGGUUGCUCUUCAACCACAUCCCAUAGCUUCGAUUUCUCGAUCACAUUUGGAAAACCAGAAACAGAUGCGAAAUACCUACAAACAAAAGUCGAUCGAAAAUCCUACCUUCUCGUCGAUGCAAACAGUUGGGAAAUCGGAAAACCCCCAAUCGAAUUUCAAGACAUACAAGACAUCUCAAAAACCGACGAUGACGACCCAUACAAAUACCACGGGUACCAUUCGUUCAGCGAAGCUCGACUCGAUUUGGGAACAUCGAGGAGUCCUGGAGCUACAAAUCUGCCAUUCGCGGGUACAAAUGGUUUUCAGAAAUCGUUGACUUGGAAAUUCUCGUUUAAACCGGAAAGAAUGGUGAUACAAGAUGAAGGGGAUACGUAUAAGAGUGCAAGCGUUCUUUCUUUGGUGACGUUUACUUCACUAUUGAUUGAAUUUGUGGUGAGGCUUGGGAAUUUGGUGGUGACGUUUGAGGAAUUGAAUGAGACGACGAAGUUCAAGGCGCCGAUGGCGGAUUUGGGGAUCUUUACGAUUUGCAUAUUAUUUCAUUAA